Messenger RNA from Coregonus sp. 'balchen', 11387 nucleotides. NCBI's taxonomy places the organism in Eukaryota, Metazoa, Chordata, Actinopteri, Salmoniformes, Salmonidae. The record is from the annotation of a GenBank genome assembly.
AAGAAGACAACGUCAUCAUCCAGCGUCCGUUCAAAUCAGUGAUAGCGGUACUCUCCCCGAAUCUAAAAAGGGAAAUAUUAAUUCCAUUACUGUUAAACUAGACAAAUAAACCAGUUUGAGAUGAUAGACAUGAUUGAGAAGGAGGAAUCUAUCAUUAGCGAGGAAGAAGCGGCUCAGUAUGACCGGCAGAUCCGACUAUGGGGUCUGGAAGCACAAAAGAGGUAGCUAUUAGCUAACCAGCUAGCUAACGUUAGCGUCCAUUGUCUUUGUAGCUAGAUAACCUAUUAUGUCAGUACUAAAUGCACAUGCAAUAAAUGUAAAAUUUGAACUAUGCACACACUUGGCCAUGAUACACUAAAUCUUUACAAUGUUUCUCAAUCCAUUCCUGGGGUGCACAAUUUUGCUUUGGCCCAGCGCUAACGCAGCUGGUUCAACUCACCAACUAGCCAGCUAAUCACCAAACCCUUGAAUCAGACAUGUUCGUGCUGGGCUAAAACAAAUGUGCAUCCCCUGGGGUCCCACAGCAUGAAUGGAUUGGAAAACACUGCAAAUGUUGAUGUUUACAUAAUGUAUCAAUCUGCACGAAGCAUGCAUAUUUUGUCUUGAAGGCUUUCCACCCCAUAUUGUAUGAUGGAGCCACAUAGCUAAUAAAGGUGUUGACCAUCUGCUUCUGUUCCAGACUGCGGGGCUCUCGUGUGCUCCUGGUGGGGCUCAGGGGCCUGGGGGCUGAGGUGGCCAAAAAUCUAAUCCUGGCUGGAGUGAAGGGGCUGACCCUGUUGGACCACGAACAGGUACAGACCACAAUACACAAACACAAAGGGGGGGUGGGGGGGGGGGGGUGAAGGCCUAUCCACCACCAUAGACUCUUCAAGUGCACCAUUCAAACCCUCAACCCUUUUAACAGCUGCUAUAUAUAUAUGAUAUGCUCUGGAUAGCCCUGACUUUGGCCACCUUAUUCUCUUUCACCCUUGUGGGGUAUUCGAAAGACGUGGCUUCAUGGUUCCCACUACAAUUGCAACAUGUCACAUUUUCAUCACUUUUAUUACAUUUACAUUUACAUUUAAGUCAUAAUAUGAUCUUUUCAACAACUAGGACAUCUCGGCUUCUCCCUUCUGCAAACACUUGAAACAUGACCAAAAGCUUUACAAUGGUCACCCUGCAUUGGUCUUGGGAUAAAUGCUCUGACUCUGUAGUUAAUAUACCUUAACUGCACUUGAGUAGGGAAAGACUCCAUAUCAAAAAACAAAAGAACAGAUAGACUCUUCACUUUUUCUUCAUUCACCAUACGAUUAAUCCGACGUGCAUCAAUCACUCCAGGAAUAUUUUUCAUCUCUUCAACAUCUACUUCCCACGAGACUCUAGAUAUAACCCCCUUGAGCUUUGCCCUGUUCCUAAGAGACACACGCGACACUUCAAACUUAUCAAAUCGGGUGAUACGCAACACACGUUUCUUCUGAUCCUCAGAUGCACAAAAAAAUCAAAACCAGCCCGCCUCUCGUGAUCCUCACAGCCUUCACUCUACCCAGCACUCUCUCCACCAGUUCAAAUCAAAUGUUAUUGGCCACAUGCGCCGAAUACAACAGGUGCAGACAUUACAGUGAAACGCUUACUUACAGCCCUUAACCAACAGUGCAUUUAUUUUUAAUAAAAAAGUAAAAUAAAACAACAACAAAAAAGUGUUGAGAAAAAAAGAGCAGAAGUAAAAUAAAAUAACAGUAGGGAGGCUAUAUAUACAGGGGGGUACCGGUGCAGAGUCAAUGUGCGGGGGCACCGGCUAGUUGAAGUAAUAUGUACAUGUGGGUAGAGUUAAAGUGACUAUGCAUAAAUAAUUAACAGAGUAGCAGCAGCGUAAAAAGAUGGGGUGGGGGGGCAGUGCAAAUAGUCCGGGUAGCCAUGAUUAGCUGUUCAGGAGUCUUAUGGCUUGGGGGUAGAAGCUGUUGAGAAGUCUUUUGGACCUAGACUUGGCACUCCGGUACCACUUGCCGUGCGGUAGCAGAGAGAACAGUCUAUGACUAGGGUGGCUGGAGUCUUUGACAAUUUUGAGGGCCUUCCUCUGACACCGCCUGGUAUAGAGGUCCUGGAUGGCAGGAAGCUUGGCCCCAGUGAUGUACUGGGCCAUACGCACUACCCUCUGUAGUGCCUUGCGGUCGGAGGCCAAGCAGUUGACGUACCAGGUGGUGAUGCAACCAGUCAGGAUGCUCUCGAUGGUGCAGCUGUAGAAUUUUUUGAGGAUCUGAGGACCCAUGCCAAAUCUUUUCAGUCUCCUGAGGGGGAAUAGGCUUUGUCGUGCCCUCUUCACGACUGUCUUAGUGUGUUUGGACCAUGAUAGUUUGUUGGUGAUGUGGACACCAAGGAACUUGAAGCUCUCAACCUGUUCCACUACAGCCCCGUCGAUGAGAAUGGGGGCGUGCUCAGUCCUCUUUUUUUCCCUGUAGUCUACAAUCAUCUCCUUUGUCUUGGUCACGUUGAGGGAGAGGUUGUUAUCCUGGCACCACACGGCCAGGUCUCUGACCUCCUCCCUAUAGGCUGUCUCAUCGUUGUCAGUGAUCAGGCCUACCACUGUUGUGUCGUCGGCAAACUUAAUGAUGGUGUUGGAGUCGUGCCUGGCCAUGCAGUCAUGGGUGAACAGGGAGUACAGGAAGGGACUGAGCACGCACCCCUGAGGGGCCCCCCUGUUGAGGAUCAGUGUGGCAGAUGUGUUGUUACCUACCCAGUUUGGAUAUCUCAAAUGGAUUCCUCAAGAUUGGUAAUUUGAUCAGCUGCUCCUCAUUUACAAACGGUAUUCCUACUAGAUACGAAGUGACAUUCUCAUCUCUGUACUCUACUUUGAUCCGUUUUCCAUUCUUUUGGACUAUAUUCCAAUUCUCCUUGAUUCUACCGCCAUUAGAUUCAGAAUCCACUUCAUCAUCCGCUUCCGCCAUCUUUUUUCCAUCUGACCUCGCACUCGCUGCCAUCUCUCCUCGGAAGCACUUCGUCCUGGUAACGGAGUUAGGUCAGAGGUACCCUAAAGUAGCAGGCGUAAAAUAAACACCUGAAACUAGAUCCACUACAUACUGGUCUUGACGAGAAGGAAAAAAACUGUUGAGGGAGGUUCUCUUUUGCACUGUGCAACCAAUCCAGUAAAUGUGGAGGAGGAGUUAAGAUGGAGUGUCGCCUUGUUAACAUCCAAAAGCGGAAGUCUUUCCAUUCCCCCUGAAAACCGGAACAUCCGGUUGUUGGGGACUCGGCAGAGGCUAUGUGAGAGGGAACCUUCCCAAGUAGGCUAAUGGUGGGGUGAAACACUGAGAAAAUUGCAGGACAAUAGAAAUUAAUGUUACAAACCACUAACUAUUUCUGCUCCCUUUCUUCCCAGGUGACAGAGGAGUCAUGCCGGGCCCAGUUUCUAAUUCCAGUGACUGCUCAGGGCCAGAACCGAGCCCAGGCCUCCCUGGAGCGGGCCCAGUACCUCAACCCCAUGGUGGAGGUGAAGGCAGACACAGACAGGGUGGAGACCAAACCAGACGAAUUCUUCCUUCAAUUUGAGGCAGUGAGUACAGUAGUGCAGGGCCGGCCUAUUGUCAAGAUUACUUUUUUAAAUUAUUUUUUGUUACCCUAAAUGGCCACUAGGUGGUGCAUUUACACCAUACUUCUUACUACAUGUUGCUCUGGGCAGCAGACCAAUGCCAGUGUAGCACCUGUUUUGCACAGAUUUUCUUUCCUGCAGAUUUAAGCUGUUUUUGACUGAUGAUGAGUUCCAUUGCAUGUAGUUGCACUUUGUUCACAAAAAUAAUCUUUCUUUGUAGAACUUAGUGAUAAGUGUUUUUCAUUGGAUAUCCUUGUUAAAAGUGUACUUUGCGAUUUUGGCAAUUAAGCCCUUUAUCUACUUCCCCAGAGUCAGAUGAACUCAUGGAUACCAUUUGUAUGUCUCUGCAUCCAAUAUGAAGGAAGUUAGAGGUAGUUUCGUGAGCCAAUGCUAACUAGUGUUAGCGCAAUGACUGGACGUCUAUGGUAUCUACUAACAUUCUAGCAGUUACCAUAGAGUAGAUACCAUAGACGUCCAGUCAUUGCGCUAACGCUAGUUAGCAAUUUUCUUCAAACUGCACGCAGACAUACAAAUGCUAUCCACAACUUCAUCUGACUCUGGGGAAGUAGACAAACGGCUUCAUAAUAUGAUGCAUAUACAUAUUAUUUAUACAUUGACAGAGUGAGGGAAUUGACAAGUGCCUGUAGGGGAAAAAAAUAACAAAAAAAUAAAGACCCUUGAGUUUGGAGAUAAAUACAUUUAUCUAACUUAUGUCUGUACAGCUAACAAGUAGAAACUUCGCUUUUCUGUGGCGUUUAGUUCCAGACACUGCAAAGCAAGUUGUCUGAUGUGCUCUGCUCUCAAUCAUAUUAGUGGUGGGGUUUUAAAGAGUCUCCUCAUCAGAUACUCAGGGAUUUUCGAAGCGCAAACAAGCCGCUUCCCCAGUCUGUCUGUGGCGGAGAAACGGCGGAAGCGUCCCGGGGGGAGUGCUAAUGGAAGUUCAGGAAGAGGGGGAGGCGGAGUGGGCUUUGCUGUAGACUGCUAGCCUCUUUUAUCUGCUAGCUAUGGAUAUGUCUUGCCUGUGUGGUGCAGCACUGGGAAACUGGAACUGGUUUAAAUUAGCUGGAAUGCAUGACAAGGAGCUGCUCUCUUUAGUCACUGUGUUUUGGGAUUAAUAGGUCUGGAUUAUAGCUUUGAUCCCGAUAGAGUUUGCAGGUGUUUUUGUCUUUUUAGAGAUAUUUUGAGGCAACAAUUCACACCCACAACAAACAAACAAACCUCUCUCAUUUACUUCACUCAGAAUACUGGUAUACUCUCCCUAUUCUCACUCAUGUACUUUCAUUGAGUCUACAAUAACCACUCAUUCUCUGCAUGUCUAUCACUUCACUUCUCCCUUCACCUCCUACCAGACCCAUUCUCCGUUAGGUUCCAUUGUACAGAUAAGCUAUAUAACCCCCCCUCCCUUUCCUCACUUCCUUCUUUUCACUCCCUCUCUCCCUCGCCUCUCAAACAAUCCAGCUCAGUGUCCCUCUUCACAAAGCCCUUGCCGGAGGCCAUCGAGAGGAGGCGCCCGAGCUGCACACCUCCUUCAAAGGGAGAGAGGCUCUGUGGACAGACAGACAGUACGGCUGGCCAGGCUGUUAAAAAGCCCUGUCCCCUCCGGCCUGCCAGUGCCAUCACUCCCAGUUCCCACUCCCAGUUCCCACUGCCAAUCCCCUCUAAUGAACUACACCAGCAGCAGUAGCCCAACAUGUCCAGCCAGCGUCUCCCUUAGUGUCUGUCGCCAGUGCCACAACAGAAGGCUUGCCUUUUUGUAGCUGGCAACUAAAGCCAAUAGGACUUCUAUGGUAGUCUGUAAGGGUCCCCCUUCCCCCAAAAUACCUUCUUCAUAUGGAGUUGAGGUGUGUGGUUCAAGGAAGAUCUCCGGUCCAUUUUUCAAUCAUCAAGCAUGCACCCAGCUUUGAUGAGUAGUCUAUCAAUCUUCAUUAGCUAAGGGCAAAGCAAUUAAAAACAACUUCAACCAUGCAGUAACACGUCGAUAAGAUGCCCUUGGUAAAACACUGGAGCCUGUAGUGAACUCGAUGCUGGCACCUCCCAACAUUGCGGUACUUUGUGUUCCGGGAGGGACCAGCGUGUACCACUCACCCAUGUCAGGGAUGCCACAGACAGAUGCCCGUCAACUGCCAGACAGACCCUUAUCUCUAGCCAAGUGUGGAGUGUGCUGGGUUUGGUCUGGAGGAUAAGAUGGACCCAGCCCAAGGGUCAGUUGUUUAUGAAGGCCAAUUUUCUGUUCCCCACCCUGUUCAGAAAGAACACACUGGCCAAAACAAACUAGUCGAUUCUUCGACUGAAUAACAGAUUUUGUUUACUUGAACAUGUUUUGUGUCAAAAGGACGGGGCGUCUGUUGUAGAAGCUGGUGGGUGUGAUGUUCAAGGAGGGUAACUAAAAGAGUAGGUUGUUGUUUAAGGAUUGCUAUGGUGGAAUGUAUCCAAAAGGUGCGUGUGCAUGCGUGCGCGUCAAUUCAGAUUUAGGCCUACUUGUUCAUCAUCAAGUAUUUUGUCAUCAUUCCCUGCAAGGUCUCUCAAUGAAAAUGUACUCUAUAUAUACAAAAGUAUGUUGACCUCCCCUUCAAAUGAUUGGAUUCUGCUAUUUCAGCCACACCCGUUGCUGACAGGUGUAUAAAAUCGAGAACAUUUUACAUUUACAUUUUAGUCAUUUAGCAGACGCUCUUAUCCAGAGCGACUUACAGUUAGUGAGUGCAUACAUUUUCAUACUUGCCCCCCGUGGGAAUUGAACCCACAACCCUGGCGUUGCAAGCGCCAUGCUCUACCAACUGAGCUACAAGGGCCCACAGACAUGCAAUCUCCAUAGACAAACAUUGACAGUAGAAUGGCCUUACUGAAGAGCUCAGUGACUUACAACGUGGCACCGUCAUAGGAUGCCACCUUUCCAACAAGUCAGUUCGUCAAAUUUCUGCCCUGCUAGAGCUGCCCGGGUUAACUGUAAGUGCUGUUAUUGUGAAGUGGAAACGUCUAGGAGCAACAACGGCUCAGCUGCAAAGUGGUAGGCCACACAAGCUCACAGAACGGGACCGCCGAGUGCUGAAGCGUGUAGCUCGUAAAAAUAGUCUGUCCUCAGUUGCAACGCUUACUACCGAGUUCCAAACUUCCUCUGGAAGCAACGUCAGCACGAAUCUGGGUUUGGCGGAGGCCGGGAGAACGCUAUCUGCCCCAAUGCAUAGUGCCAACGGUAAAGUUUGGUGGAGGAGGAAUAAUGGUCUGGGGCUGUUUUCCAUGGUUCGGGCUAGGCCCCUUAGUUCCAGUGAAGGGAAAUCUUAACGCUACAGCAUACAAUGACAUUCUAGACGAUUCUGUGCUUCCAACUUUGUGGCAACAGUUUGGGGAAGGCCCUUUCCUGUUUCAGCAUGACAAUGCCCCCGUGCACAAAGCGAGGUCCACUCAGAAAUGGUUUAUCAAGAUUGGUGUCAAAGAACUGGCCUGCACAGAGCCAUGACCUCAACCCCAUAGAACACCUUUGGGAUGAAUUGGAACGCCGACUGCGAGCCAUGCCUAAUCGCCCAACAUCAGUGCUCGACCUCACUAAUGCUCUUGUGGCUGAAUGGAAGCAAGUCCCCGCAGUAAUGUUCCAACAUCUAGUGGAAAGCCUUCCCAGAAGAGUGGAGGCUGUUAUAGCAGCAAAGGGAGGACCAACUCCAUAUUAAUGCCCAUGAUUUUGGAAUGAGAUGUUCGACGAGCAGGUGUCCACAUACUUUUGGUCAUGUGGUGUAGUGAGCACCAUGGGAGUUGUAGUUUUAGCUGCUCUCUGACUUUGUCCUCCCGUCCCUUGUUCCUCUCAGGUGUGUCUGACAGGCUGCUCGAGGGAUCUGAUGGUGCGCGUGGACCAACUCUGUGCCCAGCACAACAUCAAGGUCUUCUGUGGUGACGUCUUUGGUUACCACGGAUACAUGUUCUCCGACCUUGGCCAGGAGCACAACUAUGUUGAGUAAGUGUCGCGUGAGUGUUGUGUGUGUGUGAUUGUCGUGUGUCUGUUUAAUUUACUUGUCUUGAUUAAUCAUCAGUUAUACUUAUGCUCAUCUGUCCCUUGUUUUGAUGCCCCCAUCCAGGGAGAAGCCCAAAGUAGUCAAGCCCAAAACAGAGAAGUCCAAUGAUGGACCUGAGGCCAAGAAACCAAAGGUUGACCCCAAUGAGACCACCAUGAUCAAAAAGGUGAGCGUAGUAUAAUAAUAGCUCAAUUAUUGUUUUAUCAAUGUAAUGAAUGUUAUCCUCCUCCACAUCUAAUGAUGUCAUGUUCCUUUCCCUUUGGCAUCUCUCUAUCCCUACUGAACAGACGGCCAGCUUCUGCUCCUUGAAAGUGGCUCUGGAAGUGGAUUGGACAAAUGAGAAGGCCAAGAGCAGCCUGAAGCGCACCCCCGUGGACUACUUCCUGCUACACGGUACCUGCACCUUACAAUUCCACAAAGCCAUUGGAUAUAAAUAUCUAUUUGAUAAAAGAGAGAGAGAACCGUAACUGGCUGCCAUCACGUCUUUUUUAUUUUGCCGUACGAAACAGUGACGCUAUAGAUUGAUGCCCUCUACACAUGUGAGCAUCUGCAGCUCCAUUGAUAUCGCCCACCACCAUUCCUCCCUUCCUGUUUUGGUUGUUGUAGCAUUGCACCCUGUUCCUUCUAGUCUGAUUUGGUCCCUUUAAUAGCCUUCACCUGGUUUCAUAGACCCUCUUAACAUGGCUCUGUUUCCAUCACAGGCUCUCCAUGGCCAGUCGUGUGUGACUUUAGAACAGAGAAACAAACAGCUAGCCACCACCCACCCACCCACGACACUACACGACACCCGCAAGGCUGCCUACUCUCUCCGGCCCCUGUUGUUGGCUAAUAUUAAUGUAACAGCAGGAACGAAAGAAGCUGUUAUUUUGUUUUGUUUUUGUCGUUUUCAGAGGUGUCUUACAGCAUUUGGGUUUCUAUAGUUAAGUCUAGACAUAGUGGGAUCUCUCGACUGAGCUGCUCUUGAGGAAGUGGUACUUCCUCUGUUACAGGCUGUGUUACAGCUCCUCUGUGUCCCCUACUGUAUGCAACCGUAACCCCUCCGGAGGAAUGGAAGGCAGCACAGGCGUGGGGGCACAGGACUGUUUUCCCUCAACUUUGAUUUAGUUAAUGUAAUUUGAAUGUGUUGUUUUUGGUUAAUCCCUGUUUGAAUUUGAUCAAGAAUGUUCCAGACUGCUCUUUUAAGACAAUGUUUACUGGUCUACUUUGCACAGAUGUCUUUGUACACUUGCAUAUUGUGUUAGUCUGUGCCAGGUUUUGAGAUAAUUCUAUGAAAUUCAGUGGUUGAGAGAAUAUUUAGUUGAUGGUGAUGAUUCAUGUGAUGAUGGUGAUUGAUGUGGGGUUUUAUAUGCGUGCGUGUGUGCGAGGUGUCAGUCUAGUGGAAAUAGCCGUGGGCGGACUGGGCUCCAUGAUGUGAUUGAUUGGAUAGCUAAAGAGAGGAAGUGAUGACACCUGUUUUAACACUGAGGGGGCGAGGAGAGCUGCCAGGCUUAAAGGGGGGUUUAGAACCUAAAACGUCUCAGUGUGAACGGUACGUCCGUCUAUCUCCUUUAUUAUUUGCCUUUUAGUAAUAUUCAGACUCCAAACCACAUCCUCCUCAUAUUGACACAUCUGCCCACGGUCUCACACCUAGUACUAGUGGUGCGUGCUGACAAGACAAGGACAAAAGUCAUAGACGUCUGAUCACGGCCUUGUCAAACUGAUCAAAAACUGCUGUUCAUUCAAAGCCAUUAUCAGAUGAAGAGGUUCGUUGGCGCGACUGCCAGUCGUCUGUGGUACAACACAGAUAAAGAUCUGAUUGCACACCGUCUCCACGGGAUGAUCAGUAUGUAAUUGGAAGUGUGUGUGUUUGUGUGUGUACAUUUUUUCUGUGAGUGGAAGUGAAGCUAGCCAACCAGUGUCAUUCCAGCAACUGAUAGAAUCACAACCCCACCAACAAUUCCUUAGUAACAUAUUCUGUGUUGUAUGGAAAACGUAGCUCAGUAUAUGUAGCAACGUAACACAUCAAAUCAGAGCUUCAUCUGUGUGUCUUCUGUGGUUUCCCGCACUUCUUCACCACUCGUUCUAUUGUUCACUCUCUCUCUGUGUUCCUCGCUUCUCUCCCACAGUACUGCUGAAGUUCCGUACAGACAAAGGUCGCGACCCCCACCCAGAAAGCUUUGAAGCAGACGCCACGCUCCUGAGACAGAUCCGUGAUGAUGUCCUGGAGGCCAUGGGGCUGAGUAGCGAGCUGCUGCCUCAUGACUUCGUCAGGUGACUGGCUCAAUUCAACCCAGAUUUCACCACAUGGUGCAUCACUUGACAGCCGUUCAGAUGUUAAGUUGGACUCUUUGUAGGGGUGUUGCAUCUGCCAGUGAUGUUAGUUCUUAGAUGUAUCAAAGAUAAUCUGUGACUGGCUGCUCCAUUCUGAGCUAUUUCAGUUUUUCAGAGUUAAGACAAUUGUUAAUUCAUCCUUAUGAACUCAAGAGUUUGUGUAUUUCUGUUUGACAGUCAUGUUGUUUUGUGUUGUCAUCAGCUACUGCUUCUCUGAGAUGGCCCCUGUGUGUGCUGUGGUGGGUGGCGUGCUGGGACAGGAGGUUGUCAAGGUUGGUUGUCAAGUUUAUGUAUUAGUUUUUAGUUUAUUGACUUUUCAUUAGUUGCUGUAACUUUAAAUCAUUCAUACGCUACUGUCCAUCCUGGCUCUUAACUAGUGUGAACCACAACCCAUCAUACUGUCUGCACCACAUUUACUGUUGUGCAGCUUUCACUGGGGAGGAAAAUAGCAUGUUAUAUUUUGGGGAGGCAGAAAGCUAACCACUUGACAGCAGGCCACGCCACUUGAUUCUGGGUCCAAUCCAGAAAUACCCACUGAUAUGUUUCAGUCCUGUGGGGCUUUUGGGGAGAUUUAGGUGGUCAGUGUGUCUCUUUGGUGUGGCUGUUUUGGGUAUGACCUGGGUAUUGGAAAAUAAGGGAAGUGUCACAGUCCUACCUGUAUUUGAGAGUUGAGGAAGCCAGGUAAGAGGUAACGUCCGUCAGUACAGACAACCCUCUCAGCGGGAUGAUGGCACUGCGCCAGGCUGUCUGUCUCCAUAAUAUGAUGUAAUGAUGAAACUGGAUAAAAUUGCCUGCAACAGGCAGACAUCGCACUGGGUGAAGUCAAGCGAUCACCGAUCACACAGCAGACAGUGCUCACGCAGUGGAGCGGACACUAGAGUGCAUCCAAUGGGAAAGCUGCUGAUGCCUCCACAGCAAAGCUAUCCUUAUCUAUUGUGGGCUAAGUUUGAGAGAUGGUCAGGUUGUGUGUGUGUAUGUUGUUGGCUGGUAUUAACGUCUCUGUGUGUUUCUACAGGCUCUUUCCCAGAGAGAUGCACCACACAAGAACUUCUUCUUCUUUGACGGUAUGAAGGGCAGCGGGGUGGUGGACUACUUUGGUCCAAAGUGAUCGACCAUAUUCCCACCAAAGGAGGUAGAGGUGUGUGCAUGGGACAAGGAGGCCUACACUCACAUACUCAGUAACAGUUUUGAGUGUUGUCAUUCUUUUUUCCAGUCAGACUAUUUAUCAAUGUGUAACCAUUCACCUCAGCUGAAAGUUCAACAAGUGUUGCAAUAGGCGAAAAGGAUUUGUCAUUGUACGUAUCCUCUUUUUCAUAACUACGCACGCAAUACACCUACUAGACGGUUUUUCCAGCAUACCUUUUGGAAUUUCUAUUUUUUUGUUGGCUGUUAGACUGUCCUUUUAUGUUUCAAGCACACAGUGGGAUUUUUACAUUUUGUUAUAAAAAUAUUGUGAACAAAAUUUGUCUUUGAGGGGUUAUUUGGAAAUUCAAAGUAGUGAGUGGUGGAAAAAG